GAGGCUGAUGGGAAGGGCAUACGUGCUGGAAGCCGGCUCCGGUGCGGGAGGAUGGCGGCUCAGCAAGUAUUCCCACUUUCUUGCGUGGUGCAGCAGUAUGCCUGGGGAAAGAUGGGUUCCAGCAGUGAAGUGGCUCAGUUGCUGGCCAGCAGUGACCCACUGGCAAGUAUCUCAGAGGACAAGCCAUAUGCAGAGCUGUGGAUGGGGACCCAUCCCCGGGGAGAUGCCAAGAUCCUUGACAACCGAAUCUCACAGAAGACCCUAGGUCAGUGGAUUGCUGAGAACCAGGACUGCUUGGGCUCAAAGGUCAAGGACACCUUUAAUGGCAAGCUGCCCUUUCUCUUCAAAGUGCUCUCUGUUGAAACAGCCCUGUCCAUCCAGGCACACCCUAACAAGGAGCUGGCAGAGAAGCUGCACCUCCAGGCUCCCCAGCACUACCCGGAUGCCAACCAUAAGCCAGAGAUGGCCAUUGCACUCACCUCCUUCCAGGGCUUAUGUGGCUUCCGGCCAGUUGAGGAAAUUGUGACCUUUCUGACAAAGGUGCCCGAGUUCCAGUUUCUAAUUGGAGAUAGUGCAGCAACACAGCUGAAGCAGAGCAUGAGCCAUGACUCCCAGACCAUGGCCUCUGCUCUGCGGAGCUGUUUCUCCCACCUGAUGAAGAGCGAGAAGAAGGUGGUGGUGGAGCAGCUCAACCUACUGGUGAAGCGGAUCUCCCAGCAAGUGACUGCUGGAAACAAAAUGGAGGACAUCUAUGGGGAGCUCUUGCUGCAGCUACACCAGCAGCACCCAGGUGACAUUGGAUGCUUUGCCGUCUACUUCCUGAACCUGCUCACCCUGAAGCCAGGGGAGGCCAUGUUUCUGGAGGCCAACGUGCCCCAUGCCUACCUGAAAGGAGACUGCGUGGAGUGCAUGGCGUGUUCAGACAACACAGUGCGUGCAGGCCUGACACCCAAGUUCAUCGAUGUGCCAACUCUGUGCGAAAUGCUCAGCUAUACCCCCAGCCCCAGCAAGGACAGGCUCUUCCAUCCAACACGGAGUCAGGAAGACCCCUGCCUCUCUAUCUAUGACCCGCCUGUUACAGACUUCACUGUUAUGAAGAUGGAGGUCCCUGGCUCUGCUGCUGAAUACAAGGUCUCGGCACUGGACUCCGCCAGCAUCCUCCUGAUGGUGCAAGGGACAGUGACAGCCAGCACUCCCACAGCACAGGCAGCAAUCCCCCUGCGGCGGGGCGGGGUACUCUUCAUUGGGGCCAAUGAGAGUGUCUCACUGCAGCCCACUGUGCCCGAGGACCUGCUGAUGUUCCGUGCCUGCUGUCUGCUGUAGGGGCCACAGCCUUCCCGGCUCUCUGCCAGUUACCCUGAAUCCUGGCCAGUCUUCUCUCCUCAGGCCCAGCCCCAGCCCCUUCCCUGCUCUGGACUCUUGGGAUAUACCCUGGAUUGAUGGGGUAGAGUGAGCUUAGUGAGUUCUGAAUGGGCCUGAGCUGACCUGUCUUCCUCCUGGCAUGAGGGCCACAUGUGAGGACUAAGGACUGACGCUCCCCUUGUACGUUCCAGCCUACGGCCGUCUGAAAACAGCAGGAGGGUAGGUGAUUUAUUUCUAGGACCAGGAUUCUGGCCCUGGGACUGCCCAUUUCCUCAAUUGCAGAGGGGAAAAGGGUAGGCCUGUGGACUCGUGUUGCUCAUCGUCACCCUCUUGCGUUGUCAAAACUAUUAAAGAUACUUGUGUUGAG
Molecule: messenger RNA, 1729 nt
Organism: Manis javanica (Malayan pangolin)
Lineage: Eukaryota; Metazoa; Chordata; Mammalia; Pholidota; Manidae
Gene: MPI
Product: mannose phosphate isomerase
Biological process (GO): carbohydrate metabolic process; GDP-mannose biosynthetic process
Cellular component (GO): cytosol
Molecular function (GO): zinc ion binding; mannose-6-phosphate isomerase activity
Source: RefSeq, a predicted model, not a curated record